GGGACGCGGGGCGCGGACGCAGGCGCGGGGGACGCGGCGGCCGGCAGAGGGUGCGGGCGCGCGACGGGGACCCGGCCCGCGCGGCUUUCCUAGAAGGCGCCGGCCCACGGCGCGACGAUGGCCUCCGCGUGGCGGGAAGUCCUCCUGGAGACCCUGCUGGGAUAUGUUUCUUGGUCUCUCUACCAUGACCUGGGACCGAUGAUCUAUUACUUUCCUCUGCAAACGCUAGAACUCACUGGGCUUGAAGGUUUUGGUGUAGCGGUUCUUUCUCCAGUAUUACUAACUAUUCCUCCUUUCUGGAAAUUGGUUAACAAGAAAUGGAUGCUAGCCCUGCUGCGGAUAAUUACUGUUGGUAGCAUCGCCUCCUUCCAGGCUCCAAACGCUGUGCUGCGACUGGUGGUCCUUGCACUUGGAGUGUCCUCCUCUCUGAUCGUGCAAGCCGUGACCUGGUGGUCGGGAAGUGGUUUGCAAAGGUACGUCAGAAUCUGGGGAUUCAUUCUAGGACAGAUUCUUCUUGUUGUUCUCCGCAUAUGGUACACUUCACUAAACCCCAUCUGGAGUUACCAGCUGUCCAACAAAGUGAUACUGACAUUAAGUGCCAUAGCCACACUUGACCGCAUUGGCACAGAUAGUGACUGCAAUAAACCUGAGGGAAAGAAGACCGUUGAGACUGCCACGGGGAUGGCCUCUAGACCUUGCUGGCUGUUGGCAGGCGCUGCCUUUGGGAGCCUUGUGUUCCUCACCCACUGGAUUUUUGGAGAUGUCUCCCUGGUGUCCAGAUGGGCUGUGAGUGGGCAUCCCCACCCCGGGCCAGACCCCAAUCCAUUUGGAGGUGUAAUUCUGCUGGGCUUGGCAAGUGGACUGAUGCUUUCAGCUUGUUCGUGGUUUCGUGGUACUAUCAACAGUCUGAUCUGGUGGGUUACAGGAGCGGCUUCUGCCGCCGGCCUCCUGUACCUGCCCACGUGGGCGGCCGCCGUGUCUGGCUGCGUGCUGGCUGUCUUCACGGCGUCCGUGUGGCCUCAAGCGCUGGGACAACUUAUCAGCUCCGGGACAAACCCUGGGAAGGCCAUGACCACUGCCAUGCUAUUUUAUCUUCUGGAAAUGUUUUUCUGUGCGUGGUGCACAGCUUUUAAGUUUGUCCCAGGAGGUGUCUAUGCGAGAGAAAGAUCUGAUGUGCUUUUGGGGAUGAUAAUGCUAACUAUUGGGCUGAACAUGCUGUGUGGCCCUAAGAAAAACCUCGACUUUCUUCUUCAAACAAAAAAUAGUCCUAAAGUGCUUUUCAGGAAGAGUGAAAAAUACAUGAAAAUUUUUUUGUGGCUGCUGGUUGGUGUGGGGUUGUUGGGAUUAGGACUACGGCAUAAAACCUAUGAGAGGAAAUUGGGCAAAGGGGCUCCUGCCAAAGAGGUCUCUGCUGCCAUCUGGCCUUUCAGGUUUGGAUAUGACAACGAGGGAUGGUCCAAUCUAGAAAGAUCAGCUCUCCUGCUCAAGCAAACAGGUGCAGAUUUCAUAACAAUUUUGGAGAGUGAUGCUUCUAAGCCCUAUAUGGGGAACAAUGACUUAACUAUGUGGCUAGGGGAGAAGUUGGGGUUCUAUACAGACUUCGGUCCAAGCACAAGGGAUCACACUUGGGGGAUCAUGGCUUUGUCGAGGUUCCCCAUCGUGAGAUCGGAGCAUCACCUUCUUCCGUCACCAGAGGGCGAGAUUGCACCGGCCAUAACACUGACCGUUAACAUCUCGGACAAACUGGUGGAUUUUGUAGUGACACACUUUGGGAAUCACGAAGAUGACCUUGACAGGAAACUGCAGGCAAUUGCUGUUUCAAAACUACUGAAAAGUAGCUCUAAUCCAGUGAUAUUUCUGGGAUAUAUCACGUCAGCACCUGGUUCCAGAGAUUAUCUGCAGCUCACUAGACAUGGCAAUGUGAAGGAUAUCGACAGCACAGAUUAUGACAGAUGGUGUGAAUAUAUUAUGUAUCGAGGGCUGAUCAGGUUGGGUUAUGCAAGAAUCUCCCACGCUGAACUGAGUGAUUCUGAAAUUCAGAUGGCCAAAUUUAGGAUCCCUGAUGACCCCAUUAAUUACAGAGACAACCAGAGAGUGGUCAUUGACCACCGAGAAGUUCCCGAGAAAAUUCAUUUUAAUCCCAGAUUUGGAUCCUACAAAGAAGGACACAAUUAUGAAAAUAACCAUCAUUUUCAUAUGAAUACUCCCAAAUAUUUUUUAUGAAAUAUUUAAAACAAGAAGUUAUUGGCUGAACAAGUCUUAGGAAAAAAGCAUGUAAGAUAAAAAGAAGAGACAAAUGAAAGCAGGAAAAUACACACAAAGAACCUCAACUUAAUUUUAAAAAGCAUGGUAUCUAAGCCGUGGGAAAUUCCAUCCAUUUAUAAAAUACAUGUUGCUUUAUAAUGCAUUUCUC
Molecule: messenger RNA, 2413 nt
Organism: Lemur catta (Ring-tailed lemur)
Lineage: Eukaryota; Metazoa; Chordata; Mammalia; Primates; Lemuridae
Gene: CWH43
Product: cell wall biogenesis 43 C-terminal homolog
Exons: 16
Coding region: 118-2223 (701 amino acids)
Biological process (GO): GPI anchor biosynthetic process
Cellular component (GO): endoplasmic reticulum
Source: RefSeq, a predicted model, not a curated record